This is a messenger RNA of Salpingoeca rosetta, 4277 nucleotides long. RefSeq lists its product as uncharacterized. Lineage: Eukaryota; Choanoflagellata; Craspedida; Salpingoecidae. The record is from RefSeq and is a predicted model, not a curated record. Gene Ontology annotation, molecular function: protein binding. The transcript has 33 exons. Bases 300 to 4076 code for a protein of 1258 amino acids.
CAAAAGCAAAGUGUGCGUUAUUUUGCACAGAAUAGUCAGGGCAGAAAUUUUCUGCGCUGCCAGUGGCGAAGGGAGAGUGUCGUAGGUUGCAAGGAGAGGGCCGCGGUUGCUGCACGACGUCAAACAGUCACAAAGCGAAGCAAAGCAAAGCGAGGCGAAGCAAAGCAAAGCAAGCGUCGUGUGUGUGCCGGAGCACCACAACCACAACCGCAACAAAGAACACCAACAACACCACGCACAUCGCAGGGACUGAGCGAUUCGUGACCAUCUUCCCAAACAAGAGCUCCAAACCAGCCAGGAUGGCAAUGGUCACUCCAGUCGUGGAGAAGGACAAGCACAUGGUCCCUCCACAGGACCUUGUGCAGCCCAGCACAAGCACAGAUCAGGGACGCGAGCAGCAGCGCGAUGAUGACCUGGCUCGCAUGCUGAAGCUGCGCAUGACGGAUCCAGAACUGCAGGCCACGGCGCAGCCACUGUCCGACCAGAUUACCGACAGCGUUGUCGACAUGGUCACUCUUGCAGCACCGUGGUACCACGGUCGUAGACCAAGGCACUCGGUCAACUUUGCGCUGACGCCGGAAACGAAGGAGGCCGGCUCGUUUGCCAUUCGCAAAGUCGGCGACGCUGUCCACGACGGAUUCCAGCUCCACCUCAAGACGGAUGAAGCCAUAUUGGAGCGCCACAUUGAGGUGACGGCAAACGAGACUGUUCGCCUCGAGGGAACAACGGCCGAAUACGAAACACUCUCCCAGCUCGUCGCAGCAUACAGUGACGGCAGUGAGAGCGAGGGGGCGUUGCCUUUCCCGCUGCUCAACCCCGUGCGGAUGCGCGCGAACACGUUUGGCAACACAGACGCGUCCACCGCCGGCCCCGCCCCCGACGACGACGGCAUCACGCACGCUGCGGACGGGGAGCCGUGGAAGAUUGCAGACGUGUGCGAUUGGCUCGAAGACCUUGGCCUCAGCAAAUACACGCCUGCCUUCCGUGAUCGUGGCAUUGAUGGCGUGCGUCUGCUGAACAUCGACCAUCUUGACCUGCAGCAGAUGGGGGUCGACCCCCACGACGCCCGCGCAAUCAUGCGCAACGUCGCUGCCCUCAAGGCACAGACGGUUGAGGUGUCGAGUGAGACGCCGAGUUGGGUCCGCCGCACGCUCGUCGUCAAGGAACUCGAUGGGGAGCUGCGACUGUUUGACGCUGCGAGCGGGGAAGAGGUGUACCAGCUCGCACACGAGAUUGCUCGACAACUGAACUUUGCACCCCCGUCCUCAGCCACCACAAUCAAAUCCUCCAUCGCCGAUGAUGAAGAUGACGAGACUGAGUUUGCCUGGGUUGGCGACACCAAGGGGUGGGUGCGGCGCGGGAACUCCGGCCGCAAGCUGUACGAGGGCGACUGGAGCGUGGACGACAUGUGCGCGUGGCUGCAGCACGUCAACCUGGACGUGUGCGUGCCCAUCUUCAAGCAGCGGCGCCUCACGCCCUCGCGGUUCAAGGCGCUUGACCCGGAGCAGCAGGCGGCCAUUGGGGAGGAGAGUGGUGUCGGCAAUGCCCUCGUGGAGGCGUGGCGCCUCUUCAACCUCCGCGUGUUUGCGAACAUGACGGCUGCCCGCCCAAACGGCAGCGCGCACCAAGCACCGUCCGCCUUUCCGGGCAUGCCGUUUGUGGACGAGUUUGCUCGCGUGUCGCCAUGGUGCCGCAUCGAUGAACCGAGCGACAAGGUGGCUGCGAGUCUGAUGGACUACGCCCCUGCUGGCGGCUUUGCUGUCGUGCGCCAUCCAGAAGAUGAUGACACGCUCCAGCUCCUGGUCGUUGUGCCGCCGUUUGGCCUCACCCCGUACAACAUCCUCGUCGAUGAUGACCGUGUGCGGCUCGAGAGCACGCGCUACCUGUGCCGCGACCUGAGCGAACUCGUGCACAUCUUCGCCAGCGACAACGACGAGAAGGCGUGGUUGCUCAACCUCGAGACGCCGACAGAUGAUUACCUCUCCCGCCCCUGGUUCAGCGACACGCUCACGCCCGACACCGCCGCCGCGCUGGUGGAGAACCAGCAUGUCGGGUCGUUUGUCGUCUUUCCAUCGCAGUUUGAGGACGUCUUCACCCUCGUCUACGUCUCAACCGAGGGUGUGGUUGAGAAGAACAUCCUGAGCCGCAAUGAGGGCUACCAGCUCGAAGGCGGCUCCCAUCAAGUCUUCCCAACGCUGACGGAUCUGGUGAACCACUACACGUUUGUGCGCAUGAACGACCUCGGCACCAUGCUCCUCCAGGACCCGGCAGACUUUCAGGCAACACAUCGCCACGAGCAUGCGCCGUGGUUCCGCCCGCUGAUGACGCGGCAGGAUGCGGAGGCCGUGCUCGCGGGCCUCGCCGAUGGCGCAUUUGUCGUCAGGAAGUGCGAGCACAACAACGCCACAUUCGCCCUCUCGUACAUCUUCGAUGGCCAGGUGCGGCACCGCCUGAUUGACCAGGACUCUGAGGGCAUCACAUUCUUCAGGGAGAGCACCCGCGCAUUCAAGUCCCUCUACGAACUCGUGGCUGCGUACAGUGCGGAUCACCUUGACGACAUCCCGUGCCGUCUGCUUAACCACAUUGAGGCUGCGCAGCCCCCGCUCUCCGCAGCGUCCCAGCAGCAGCAGGAGGCAACGUUUGCACCCGACACCACCCCUGCCGCCGCCACCACCGCCCAGCCAGCCCCACUCGACCCCAUCUAUGGACAUGGAUCGUUCCCCUGGCUGCAGCUGAGUCCUGUCACGAAGGCGCAGGCGCUCGCCUCGCUCGCCGGCAAGCCGGACGGUGCUUUUGUUGUCCGGUCCAGCGAACGCGCGCCCACAUUCCUGUCGCUGAGCUAUGUGUUUGGCGACCACAUCUACCACGAGCUGAUUGGCCUGCUCAACGCGGAGACGGACGGCGAUUCCGGCGUGUAUCUCCUCAGCGUCCCCGAUCGCAUCUUCGAGACCAUCUACGACCUCGUCACAUACUACAAGCUGAACGCUGGUGAGCUGCACUGCCCACUCGUGGAAACAGACACUGCCCCUGCCCCAGCUUUCAUUCGCGAGCGGGCUGCGUGGCUGGUGCUCGGGCUGCCCCGUGAUGAGGCCGUGUCGCUGCUCGAAGGAAAACCAACCGGGACAUUCAUCAUCCGCGAGAGCCAGUCGUCCUCUGCACACCUCGUGCUGUGUCUGGUUGAUCCCACCAACACGAUUGUGCAGGAGUACAUUGAGAUGGGCGACCACGGCGUGUAUCUGGAGAAGAAUCCCGAUGCGUGCUUCCCCACCCUCCACGGCCUCGUGCAACACUACUCGCAGCCGCAGCCCGAGCUGCCAUGCCCGCUCGUGGUGUACGACACGCCACUGUGGGCGGCAUCAACGCGUUCCCUCUCGGACACGUUCGUCUCUGCGCGCCCGCGGCAGGAGGAGCGACUGACGCUCGAAUCGCAACACGCAGCAUCCAUGCGCGCACGCACCCGCCCCGAGCUCUUCCGGGACGACGAUGCGCGGUUCUUCGUGCAGCACGCCGACGACCGCUCUGCAGAGCUGACGGCGAUGCGCUCCGACCGCACACUCAAGUGGCGGUCCUUCACAGACAACACGCUGCCACUGGUCGGAACGGUUCAGAGCUCGCGGGAGAUGCGACGUCACCAACAGCAGCAACAACAGCAGCGGCACCAGAAGCACACGCACCGCCGCACGCGCCAGCACCACGCCAACGGCAGCCGCACCUUCGACGACAACCUGUUUGGCAACCGCGAGGAUGCUGUGAAGCGAACCUGCCGCCAACUCGGCCUCUACACAGACCCGACAAGCCAAUCGUGGAUGUGCAUCAAGCAGCCAUUGGCGGACGUGCGGCAUCUACUGAGACACCAGGGUGACUUUGUGGUGCACAAGUCAGCGCACGGCAAUUACGCGUGCCUGACAAUGCAGCACGAAGGGAACGCCGUGUCGUUUGAGAUGGUGCGCCGCAACGGCGGGCUUGGGCUCCUCGACUCGCGCGAAACCUUUGAUCGCCUCACCCGCCUGAUCGAGCACUACGUCCACCCGGCGCAGACAGACCUGCCGGCCUCUCUCGGUCCAAACUCCAUGUGAUGCUGUGACGGCAUGGGCGUGACUGUGACUAUCAAACCGUCGUGUGCUGAACCGACGUGGUUGCCCGCCCGUAUCGUUGCUUGUGUGACGUGGCGGUGUGAGUUUUUGUGUUGAGGUGGCUCUUGCGUGACACUGUGUGACAUAACUCUGUGUGUGUGUGUGCGUGUGUGUGUGCGUGUGUGUGUGUGUGUGUGUGUGUGU